AUGUCAGAUUGCACGAAAGGAACAAAAAAUAUCUGGUCAUUGAUUACUAUUACGCAAUUAGUCUCUGCCAUUGCAUCUCUUGGAGAUCGUGUCGAUGAGCUUGGGGAAGAAACAUGGCGAUUAAAUGCUAAUUUCAAUAUACAAUCUUCCUUAUGGACUGAAGUUAUGACAAAAUUAGAAAUCGAACAUACAGAAAGGCUGCGUCACUCAUUGUACAAUAUUUGGCGCUCAGACAGUUAUAAUAUUCAUGCACUUGUUGAGAAAGAGACAAGAAUUGUUAAACAUAACGAUAUAGAUCGUAAUGAUACGGAGGAAGAAAAGAAAUCAACAGCAUUAAAGAAGAAAAAAGUAAAAUUAGUUCCGGAUCGAUCAGUACCAAUACCUGAUCAACCGAACACACGUGCUAAUAAAGCGGAACAAAGCGACGAGAAUGGAAAACAAAAUUCGACAAUCGAGAAAUUAACAUUUGUUAUGAGUCCAGUUGAAUGGAAAACUGCUUUUAGCAAUUCACAAAAAAAAAUGAAUGAUGGUUGGAGAAAAAUAUUUUCUGAAAUAAUAAGAACACAUGGAAUCGUAUGCAACUUGAGAUUUGGAAAACCAUAUAUUCUCAAAGGAACCAGAAAAAGAGUAUGCAAACCAUUCUGGUGUUGUGCUGUGUGUACUAGUAGUGAAUGUACCAGAUCAUAUCGUAUUACGCUUGAAAAUAAACCAGAUGUUUAUACAGCAGCAUUAUUCCUUAUGAAAAUUUCAGGCGUGGAAAAACAUACAUCGGAAACUGAAAUAAUGACACAGCAACUACGCGGAGCAGAGCGUUUGCGUGUUGGUGAACGAGCAAAUGAUAUUGGACCAUUAGCAGUAUUUCGUGAGCGUGUGGAAGCGGCCGACGAAAAACUACUUGCCGUUGGUAAUUUUGGAAGAGUUGAAACAAUAGAAACGAUAAAAAAAGCAUCAGCUGAUUUUCGAAAGAAAAUGAAGUACGAUGAAAAUGCAUAUGCAGAAUGCCGCAUUAUCGCCAUUUCAUAUCUUGACGCUGACAUUAUAUAUAAAAAAGUUCCAGGAUAUGUUCAAGCAGUUGGUGAAAUGCCAUUUCGUAUACAUCUGUUUUCACAAUUACAAAUAGAAAGAUAUAUCAGCUAUUGUACACAACAAAAGUAUUCAUUUAUUCAUAUAGAUGCUACAGGUGGAAUCUUAAAAAAACUACAACAACAACAUGAUUCGUACAUGUAUAGUAUCGUUUUUAAAGAUGGAACUGAUGCAAAUGAUGUUAUUUCACUUGCACAUGCAAUUCUUACAGAUCAUACAGUUCCUAGUAUUGGCUAUUUUUUUGGACAUUUAGUAAACAACAUCAUCAAAGUUAAACGUAAAUUGAUUCUUCCUUCUUUCUUUGUUAUUGAUUUCUCUGCUGCACUAAUGAACUCCAUUCUUCAAGCAUUCAACGUCGAAAGCAUUAAUACUCAUUUAAAUCGGUGUUGGAACGUUUUGUCUGGAAAAUAUAAUGCUACAGAAUUACGAUCAUUAUCAUUUAUUCAUCUUUGUUGUUGUCAUGUUAUACACGCAUUUGCACGAAGUUUGAAUGCCAUGCGCAUAGAUAAGACAAUUCGUCAGGGUAUAUUACAUAUAUUUGUAUUUAUUUUAUGCGAUAAUGAUAUCAAUCGAUUAUACGAAACACUUGGCUCCGUUGUAAAUGUAUUCGGUGAUCCUAAUGAAAAAGAUGCUCAGCAAAAAUUUCAACAAAUGCAUUCUCUUCUCUUCAAUGUUGAUGAAGAAAGUGCAGCACUAUUAUCAGAUAAGAGGAAGAUAUUGAAAGAAGCAAAGAGGCGAAACGAAGAAUUAAUAAUUGUUGAUGAGUAUUUUCGAACCAGUGCUCCUAUUAUUCAUCAAUCACCAUUCAACAGAGAAGCAAUUCGUCUUUAUCCAAACCUUGCAGCUCUUAUCAAUAAAAAGUCAAAAUAUGACAAAGUAACUAAUCCAUUAUUUUCUCCACAAAUUAUACGCUUAUUUUAUCGAUGGUGGGCUUAUUUACCUUUAUGGACUGGUUUAUUAUGGAAUUUUGAAGAGCGGUAUUGUAGUGAUACCAAAAGAAAAUUAUCAGCAAUUUACAAUCCUAUUCGAUAUUCAAAUGCUUUGGUCGAAAGUUACUUCCGUACAGUGAAGGCAAGUAUAUAUGGUAGGAAACGCAAUAAUACACCAGGUGAUGCGAUUAGAAAGCUUUAUCGAAGUGUGCAAGCCCAAUUUAAAGCAAAUAAGUUUGGUGUAACGCAAAGUUCAAAAGGAAGAAAACGACAGAAUAAGAAAUCGCGUGAUUCAAUGGACGUGACUGAUGGAACUGAUGUUUUAAUGGAAAAAUGGAAGAAAAAAGGUGAACAACGAAAAGGUUUAUAUACAUGUGUAAUUGAUAAACAUGCACCAAAACGUACUCAGUUAAAUACGAAUGAUGCUCAAUCUUCCCGUUUUAAACGAAGCAUUAGUGGAUCGGAGGACAGUACGUCUAUGUCAUCAUUAUAUCGAUCGAUUUCAUUGGAUUCAUCAACUGAUUAUAAUUUUUCCAAAAAAUGUUUGGAACAUGAUCCAAAAACAUCGCCAAUCUUCAUGUCUAGUUCUAAUUCAAUCAAAAAUGUUCAACCAUCGUCGAAUAAUCAAAUUUGUAAAGUCAAAAUAUCACUUAAUAGUCAUGCUGUUGAAGAGGACGUUGAAAAGAAAAAAAAGAAGAAAGUGCGAGGAGAAGAGGAAGAGACGGAGGAGGAGGAUGAGGAGGAAGAAGGAGAUGAUAAUGAUGACGAAGAGGAGGAAAGAGAUGACGAUAGUGACGAAGAGGAGGUAGAAGAUGAUGAUGAUGAUGAUGAAGAAAACAAUUUUGAUUGUUAUGAUCAACAAAACGAAAUUUCAUCUGUAUAUGAUUUUGACAAGAAAAUUGUAUGUCCGGAUCCUGCCACGACCUGUCCUGUUGAAAAAGAAAUUUCAACAACUAAACGGUUAAAAAUAAAAGCACUUGUCAAACCUUCAAACGAACCUGACAUAAAUAUUGACGGUUACAUAAUAAGAUGGCCACGAUUUGGAAUAAAUAACGUUUUUUUCAAAGAUCUCUAUUAUAAGCUGACUAAUACGUGUGCAACAGAUUCAGGAUUAUUCGUUCUUUAUUUUAUAUACAAAACUGAUCUUGAUCUUGCUGACAUUUUUGAAGAUGCACCUUCAACAUCACCAUAUUCAAGUCUAGCUCGUGUUUUUCGAAUAGUCGACACUGAAGGCUGGGAUAUUGCUCGUCUUACAUGGUUAUAUAUAAAUGGAAUUUUGGACAAGUUCGCUCGAAAAGAAAAUCUUUUUGGUUCCAUCGACGCACAAGUAUUUCAUUUUAUAAAAGAAGAACAACGUUAUUCCUAUGAAACUGUAUGUUCUCGGCCACAAUGUAAGUUGAAGAAUCGUCAUAGUUCAUCAACAGAAUUGGUUAUUUUCACCGGAGACGAUUACAUUAGAGAUUUUGAAGAAGGUACUAUCGACAUAUGCGACAUAGUAAUGGCACGUCAUGAUGAAUUAACUCCAGCAGAUGCACAAAAACAAAAAUAUCGAGAAGCUCCUAUGCAUGUAAUUGAUGGACAAAGCGGAAAAAGUGAAUAUGAACUUGUAUGGAAAUGUAAUUCGACCAUACAUACAUCACCAGCAACGUUUACGUAUAAUACUCCACCAAUAGUUAUAUGUCAUGUCAGACAUUUGUCAAAAAGAAGUGAAGAAGGUUUCGCCGAUUAUACACCUCGAAUACGUGAUUUAAAACGAAAAUUACAAAUUAAUUCUGUCGAAUAUCGAUUACGUGGUGUUAUUCAACACACCAGCACACCAAUUGAACAUUUUACUGUUACAUUAAUCGGGUUUGAUGGUCAACUGUACCUGUACGAUGAUUUAAAAGGGGUUAAAUCAGUUACGACGUCAACUGGCCAUGUCGUAUAUGCAAUAUAUACAAAAAUAUAUACAUUUGAUAACUGUUAG
This is a messenger RNA of Adineta ricciae, 3978 nucleotides long. NCBI's taxonomy places the organism in Eukaryota, Metazoa, Rotifera, Eurotatoria, Adinetida, Adinetidae. The record is from the annotation of a GenBank genome assembly.